Phaeoacremonium minimum UCRPA7 is the source of this 987-nucleotide messenger RNA. RefSeq names its product putative casein kinase ii subunit beta-1 protein. Gene Ontology annotation, molecular function: protein kinase regulator activity. The coding region runs from base 1 to 987 and encodes 328 amino acids. NCBI's taxonomy places the organism in Eukaryota, Fungi, Ascomycota, Sordariomycetes, Togniniales, Togniniaceae. Gene Ontology annotation, cellular component: protein kinase CK2 complex; cytoplasm. The record is from RefSeq and is a predicted model, not a curated record. The transcript is spliced from 3 exons.
AUGUCUACGUCUUCGGGAACACCAGAGUCAUGGAUUAGUUCGUUCUGUUCUCUGCUGGGCCACGAAUAUUUCGCUGAGGUCUCGGAGGAAUUCAUCGAAGAUGAUUUCAAUCUAACUGGUCUGCAAACCCAGGUGGCCAUGUACAAGGAAGCCUUGGAGAUGAUCCUGGAUGUAGAACCCGAGGAUGACGACGACGAGGAGGACGAAGAGGAAGAGGAUGAGGGAGAUGAGUCAGAAGGCGGGCUUGAUAGGAGGACACAUGGCGAGCGAAGGCAUCAUAGCCGUAUCGCAAGCGAUCUUUCUGUGAUAGAAUCUUCAGCCGAGAUGCUGUAUGGCCUCAUCCAUCAGAGAUUCAUCUGCUCUCGUGCGGGUAUCCAGCAAAUGUCGGAGAAGUACGAGCUAGGGCACUUUGGCGUUUGCCCGCGGACGAACUGCAACUUGGCUAGGACCUUACCUGUAGGCCUGUCCGACAUUCCCGGCGAGGAUACUGUCAAGCUCUUCUGCCCUUCCUGUCUGGAUGUCUACGUACCUCCGAACAGUCGCUUCCAGACCGUGGAUGGCGCAUUCUUCGGCCGCACAUUUGGCGCACUCUUCCUACUCACAUUCCCUGAAUACGAUUAUACGAAACACGGCGCCGAUAUCUUAUCGAGUCACUCUAUGGGCUCACUAUCUCACUCCGCCAGCGGAACUCGAAUCUCUGCAGACUCGGACCAGUUGGUCAAUGGCAUGCAUGCACGCAACAUUGCGCCGGGGCUGGGACGUGGUAAGAUUUACGAGCCUAAGAUCUAUGGCUUUAGAGUAUCUGAGAUUGCUCGAUCUGGUCCACGGAUGCAGUGGCUGCGUGACAAGCCAGAGGAUAUAAAUGAGCUGGACGAAGCACGCAUAUAUGCAUCAGAGCACCCCGAUUCCGACGAUGACGAUGAAAACAUUGCAUGCUUUGCCUCGUCCCCAAAUGUGAGCGUUUAUUGCUUGACGCUCUUCCCGUAG